GACUGCGCUGAUAUGCGCGAAAGUGUUUUGAUCAAUUGCAUACGUGUUGAUGCUUUUUGUAUUUAUUUUAUAUUUUAUGUAAUUUAAUUUACUUUAUUAAUUAUGGAGUCCAAAUCGGUGGACGGAUUUUACAAGGAUCAAUUCAAUAUUGAUAAGUUCUUAAAUGAGGAGAUGAAGAAGAAGGAGCUCCAGAGCAUACUCAAAGCUCUGGGGGAUUUGAAGCAGAGGAACACUUACACAAUGUCAAAUGUGCUUAAGGAGCAAACAGAUUCUGUGGUUCUGAUUGCCGAGCAACUGCAGAGUUUGUAUAAGAAAAUUGAUAGUUUAAAUGUGCCUAUAUUGCAGUUACGAGAGGAAGUCAAGAUGCUUUUAAGUAAAGUGAAUGAUGCUGUGCAGACAUUUGAUCAGCAUAUUUUGCAGUAUCAGCAUUUCGUUGAUUUUAAGUAUCGGAUACAACAGCUGUCAGCAUUUCGAAAAGUGCUAAAACACACAAACAUCCUUUUAAUGAGAUGUUAUGGGGACAGUGAAUUAGACUUGCAAUGCUUACAAAGGUUUAUUGAUAAUUAUGCUCUGCACAAUGAAAUUCUUAGAACACUGAAUAUUGAAUACACCAAUGAUGAAGAUCAGGAUGAGAAAAUAAAUUAUUUUCUUUCUGAAAAAUUCUGCAAUUCCUUUGUACAAAAUGAUAAGAGAGUAAUGAGAAUCUUUAUAGACAUGUACAUUUAUUUGAAGAGAACUGAUGAUUUAACUAAACUCAUUAGGAAUAUAAUCAAGCCAUUCUUGCAGCCAAUAUUGUGUGAGGAGAACUUACGUUCCUGCAAGAGCCUUAAUAAGUUAUACACAGAUGCAUUAAGUAUUCUGAACUUCGAGUUAUUAAAAAAGUUUGGUGAUAUAAAAGAGUUUAACAUAGUUUUGGAUUGUUAUUGGGUUGUUGUUGAUAAUCUAUUACGUAAAAAUUUGCUCAGUAUAACGGCUGCUGGCCACGCGGAUGUGUUCUUCACGAACUUCACGGAGACGUGGCGGUUCUUGGAAAGUAUUGCCGAGGCUUACGGCGACAAAACUAUAGUUUACCGGAAUGCGAGCUUCGUCAGUCACCUGAAGCGCUUUAAUUUACUAGUCUAUUACGAAAUCCGUCAUCAGGAAGUAUCGAGUGUCUUUGAAACUGCCAUUUUGCAGUGCGGCUUGGAAAAUAGCAAUCAUUUUUACGCGAAGGGGAAAAACAUGUUUGGCUUGAAAUUGCAAGUGUCUUUAGUGCUUUAUUUACAGAUAUUGUAUUUGAUACAAAGGAAUAUCUUUCUGCCUUUACUCAGUGAUCAAUUCCUCAAGUCAUUUUUGUUACUAGUCUCCAGAUACCUCAAAUGGAUUGAAAACGUUUGGAUCGAACCGACGAUUCCCAAUGAUGCACAUACGAGGGAUGUUUUGAUUUGCAUCAUGUGUGAUUUAAAUAUCAUAAUAGAAAAAUUGGAUAGUAAAGUCAGGAGUGAUCUUAGACCAUUGUUGAAUUCUUCUAGCUUAAAGUGUAUGGAAAGUGUUAUUGACACUGCGAAGACUUCGCUAUAUCGUUGUUAUAAUUCAGUUCAGAAAGUAUUAGUUAAUUUAAUCGUUGUUAACGCAAGGACUACUCUGCUAGACAUCAACAUUAUUCCCAGACUGUACAGAAGGACAAACAAGAAUCUACCAGCAAAACCAAGUGAUUACGUCGUGUCCGCGCUUAACCCUAUAAUCGAGUUUGAAAAGCAGCUGGAUGAUUCAUUCAAAGAUAAAUCGGUGAUCCUGAACAACAUCGUGAGCCAGUGUACCGAAUCCUAUACGAAUUCCUGUUCGGAAGUCUUCAGUCAAGUGUGCAAGACGGAGAGGUCACUGUUGAAAUUGAAAUCGAAGAAUGUACAAAUCGUAGACGGCAAAUGCAACGACGAAAACUCCGACAUCUCCAAGAUUCGUCAGCAGAUCAAAUUGGACUUGACUUAUUUCAAGCAACAGCUUUUUGAUUAUGCCUCGGAUGUUACAAAGGAUGAUUUGCAAGCGUUACUGUCGUUUUUUAAUAAAUUCUAGAAUUAAUAAAUAAAGC
Molecule: messenger RNA, 2068 nt
Organism: Nicrophorus vespilloides
Lineage: Eukaryota; Metazoa; Arthropoda; Insecta; Coleoptera; Silphidae
Gene: Cog2
Product: conserved oligomeric Golgi complex subunit 2
Exons: 6
Coding region: 103-2052 (649 amino acids)
Biological process (GO): Golgi organization; protein transport; intra-Golgi vesicle-mediated transport
Cellular component (GO): COG complex; membrane
Source: RefSeq, a predicted model, not a curated record